Camelus dromedarius (Arabian camel) is the source of this 3497-nucleotide messenger RNA. RefSeq names its product family with sequence similarity 120 member B (gene FAM120B). The transcript has 11 exons. The record is from RefSeq and is a predicted model, not a curated record. The coding region runs from base 334 to 2565 and encodes 743 amino acids. Gene Ontology annotation, biological process: fat cell differentiation; peroxisome proliferator activated receptor signaling pathway. NCBI's taxonomy places the organism in Eukaryota, Metazoa, Chordata, Mammalia, Artiodactyla, Camelidae. Gene Ontology annotation, cellular component: nucleus.
CCUCCUUUAAAGGUCUUUUGUGGCAGAAAACAGGGCUUUGCGCCCCUCGUCUUGGGGCUCUUCCCACCAUGCACCGUACACGGUUUCUGAAUCUGGGUGUCAGUGGUCAUGGUCAGACUGUGUUCUGGAGGAUCCUCCAGGGUGCCUUGAGUCUGAGUGUCAGGACUGUCACAGGCGUUCUGUCUCUCGUUUGACUAAACUUCUUCGAAGUGGUAGUGUUAAAGAAAAACAUGACUGACAACUUGCUGAGACAGUGAGAAAGACUUCAUUCAAGACUUGCAUGGGGAGAUUGACAGCCUCCGGUAGAGUGAAGACCCUUCCAGGAGUUUCAUUAUGGGCGUGAGAGGCUUGCAGGGGUUUGUGGGAAGUAGCUGCCCACAUGUCUGCACUGCGGUAAACUUCAAAGAGCUGGCGGAGCGCCACCGGAGCGAGCAUCCCGGAUGCACUCCCACCGUCGUGGUGGACGCCAUGUGUUGCCUCAGAUACUGGUACACGCCAGACUCUUGGAUCUGUGGUGGCCAAUGGCGAGAGUACUUUUCCUCUUUGCGAGAAUUUGUGAAAACUUUUACAACUGCUGGCAUCAAGUUGAUAUUCUUCUUUGAUGGCAUGGUGGAACAGAACAAGAGAGAUGAGUGGGUGAAGCGAAGACUCAAGAACAACAGGGAGAUAGCCAGGAUUUUUCAUUACGUCAAGUCCCACAAGGAGCAGCCUGGCAGGAACAUGUUCUUUAUCCCCUCGGGGCUGGCCAUAUUUACGCGGUUUGCUCUGAAGACCCUGGGUCAGGAGACUCUGUGUUCAUUACAGGAGGCCGACUACGAGGUGGCUUCCUAUGGCCUCCAGAACCACUGUCUCGGGAUUCUUGGAGAGGACACAGACUACUUAAUUUACAACACCUGUCCCUACUUCUCAAUCAGCGAGCUGUGCCUGGAGAGCCUGGACACCAUCAUGCUGUGCCGGGAGAAGCUCUGCCAGAGCCUGGGGCUCAGCCUGUGCGACCUGCCUCUCCUGGCCUGCCUGCUGGGCAACGACAUCAUCCCGGAGGGCAUGUUUGAAAGCUUUCGCUACAAGUGCUUGUCUUCCUACACCUCCGUCAGAGAGAACUUCGACAAAAAAGGUAACAUCAUCUUAGCUGUAGCAGACCACAUAUCUAAAGUUCUUCACUUGCAUCAAGGUGAGAAAAAACUAGAAGAGAUGUUACCUUUGGGACCAAAUAGAGCUCUUUUCUACAAAGGAGUUGCAUCGUAUAUUUUGCCAGGACAGAAAUCUCCAUGGUUUUUCCAGAAACCUAAAGGUGUAGUAACUUUGAACAAGCAGGUAGUAUCCAUGUGUACAGACCCUGACUCCAAUCAGAAAUUACUUAUCGGUACAGACUCUGAAUUUAACCUAGAAGCACCCAUGUGUACAGACCCUGACUCCAAGCAGGAAGUUCUCAUAUGUACAGAUCCUGAAUCCACGCAAGAAGCUUCCAUUUGUACACACCCUGAAAUUAAACAAGAAGACCCCAUGGAUACGGAGCCUGAAAUCAAGCAACAAGUAACCAUGGUUUCAGAUCCUGAAAUCUUAAAGGUCGCCAGAGCACAUCACGUCCAGGCGGAGAGCUACCUGGUGUACAACGUCCUGAGCAGCGGGGAGGUGGAGUGCGGGAACAGCCUGGAGGACGCGCUGGACCGCACCCUGCCCGGCCAGGCCCAGGUAUACCGGCCUGUGCGGCAGCGCGUCUACUCCCUCCUACUGGGGGGCAGCCAAGGUGAUGCCAGCACCUGUCCCACUGUCAAGGAGUGGUUUGUGUACUCUGGGAACCCACUGAGGCACCCGGACCUCGUCAGACCUCUGCAGAUGAACAUUCCAGGGGGAACGCCUAGCUUGAAACUAUUGUGGCUGAGCACAGAGCCAGGAAUACAAGUCCGGCGCCUGGACGCGCUCCUGGCUUGUUUCGACCUUUCGUCCUUGAAGGAAGAGCUGCAGGCGUUGGAGAGCCCCUUCCAGGCUCUGUGCUGCCUCCUGAUCUACCUCUUUGUGCAGGUGGACGCGCUCUGCCUGGAGGACCUGCAUGCCUUCAUUGCGCAGGCCCUGUGCCUCCAAGAAAAGUCCACUGCACAGCUCAUGGACUUGCAGCUGGACCACGUUGACCCCAGGGCUGUGCAGCUGGGCUCCCUGCUGGUCCGUGGCCUCACCACCCUGGUGCUGGUCAACAGCGCCUGCGGCUUCCCCUGGACAGCAGCCGACUUCAUGCCCUGGAACCUGUUUGAUGGGAAGCUUUUUCAUCAGAAGUACCUCCAGUCUGAGAAAGGGCAUGCUGUGGCGGUUCUCGUAGAACAAAACAGGUCCCGGCUCACCACGUUCCACACCCUGAAGUCGAUCGUGUGCAAGGCCUGCGUGAAGGAGGACAGACCGGUCGUCAGCAGGCGGCACUGGCGUGCACACCACUCAGGGCGGUGGGGACGGCAGGGCUCCAGCUCCCACAGGACGAGCUCCGGGCACAGCCGGUCUGGCCAAGGACAGCACUGGAGAGACCAGGGGCCAGGAAGUAGACAGCAUGAGCCUGACCAGUGGAGAAGAUACUAGUCAUCUUCUGGGCUCAGCUUAGACUUGGUCACAGCAGUGCGUGCGAAGACCCCAGGCACCUGACAGGACACCCACAGGACGUGUGGAGAGAUGGCAGUGGCUGAGUCGGGACGCCCCACGUACUGUGCCACUGACGGACGGGCACUCGCUGCUCUUUGUGUGUGAGCAUGGAGGGGCUCUUGCUGUUGAAAAAUACUUUAAGUGAAUCCAAGUUCAGAGCAACCCCUUUCAUAGAAGAAUUUGCAGAUAACCCAAGAAUUGAGUUUUAAGCCCCAAAUUGCUCUGAGCUCAACCUCCAGGGUGUUGGUAGUGGAAGAAAAUCUAGGUUAAGUUUGGAAGACUGGCCCUCCAUUCCCAGCUGCCUCCUUCAGGCCUGGAGAGCUGGUGUGACUAGCAGGUCCCCUGCGGGGCCACACUCCAUGACUAAGGAUAGCCCAGCACUCAGAAAUGCUCACUGGUGUUCACAGGACGAGUCCUUCCAGUUCAUGUCCUUAAAAACAGGGUAAGCCCUGAGCGUAUGCAGCCCAGUUUGUCUCUCCACAUAGUGCGGUACCCUGACUGACAGCUGGUGGCUCCUGGCUUUGUCAUGUUUUAAAACCCCAUCUAGUAUUUACCAAAACAGGGAUACAGUCUCCUAAUACUUUAAUAAACUUGUGGCUCUUACAUUUGAAGUAUCCUCGCUACUCUCUGCAGCUCCUCCUGAAGGACAUUGUGUAUCUAGUUACUUUCCACGCAGCCUGUAGGACCUACACCCUUGUUUCCCAGCUUUGGAAAUAGAUUUUUUUCAUUCCACUUAUAUGAGUGUUUCCUAUCUAAAUUUUAACAUUCUAUUCCUGUCAUUUUUGCCAGCUUGAGACUACUACUGCUUCUUGAAGUUUCAUUUCUUUGCUGUUUAUUUGUAUAACUUUGAAAUAAAUUUCUCAUGCCUUAAA